Messenger RNA from Lytechinus variegatus (green sea urchin), 768 nucleotides. Its product is annotated as integumentary mucin A.1-like. The transcript has 3 exons. NCBI's taxonomy places the organism in Eukaryota, Metazoa, Echinodermata, Echinoidea, Temnopleuroida, Toxopneustidae. The record is from RefSeq and is a predicted model, not a curated record. Bases 267 to 683 code for a protein of 138 amino acids.
ACCGCUUGAAUGUCGGUCGCCAGCCAGCUGCAGAGUCACGCUUCGAUGAGGUAUAUAAAUAAUUAUACCUAUAUAGUCAUAAUUCAUACUGUAAUCCAAAUAAGCGUCAACUGGAACAAAUUAGGUGUGAACUUGAAUAUAAUUACUCGACAAUAAAACUGAUUGGUGUCGAAGCAAGUGAUUCAUUUCAUUUUGAACCAUCGCUUGAUUUCGGGAGGAUUAUUUCAAGUUUGGAAAGCGACUAGCUCACCUAGCACCAAUUCACAAUGGCAGUACUCCGAGUUUCAACGAUAUUCGCCCUUCUUUUAUCAAUAUGCCUUCUAUUAUCAACGACACAAGGGAGGCCUCGAAUCUAUCGGUCCGCCGAAUCAGAUGACAGCGACGAGUCCGGCGGGAGCAGUGACUCCUCGGAGGAAAGCAACAGACCAGCUAAAAACAUGACACCACCGCCAACCACUACCACCACGACCACCACGGCCACUCCUACCACCACGGCUACUCCCACCACCACUGCCCCGACCACAACACCCGCAACCACACCAUCUACCACGACGUCUGCAACAACUCCAACGACUACGCCAAUGAUAACUAGUCCAACGGUACCAAUACCGGUCUUAACCACAUGUGUACCGCGUGGUGAUAUUGGGUUCGACUGUUUUCCAGUCACUCCUGUCAGUCCGUAGUUCAAACUCAAAUAGAACAAUUAUAAAAGGGGUCAUGAGGACAACAUCAUCCACACGACUUGAUUCUUUUGAAGAGCUGCACUCU